Morus notabilis is the source of this 1107-nucleotide messenger RNA. RefSeq lists its product as uncharacterized. Gene Ontology annotation, molecular function: antiporter activity; GDP-fucose transmembrane transporter activity. The record is from RefSeq and is a predicted model, not a curated record. Bases 1 to 1107 code for a protein of 368 amino acids. The transcript is spliced from 11 exons. Lineage: Eukaryota; Viridiplantae; Streptophyta; Magnoliopsida; Rosales; Moraceae. Gene Ontology annotation, cellular component: Golgi apparatus.
AUGGCUUCAGAGAAGAACCAGAAAUUACCAGUUUUUAAUACUUUGGAGAAAGAAGAAGAGAGUGAUCAUGACAAGAAAGUCUCUUCUUCUUCAGCCAUGACCAAGAAAGGAGCUUAUGCUGCAAUCUCUUACAUGGUUUCUGCAGUUCUUUUGGUGAUGUUCAACAAAGCUGCCUUGUCUUCAUACAAAUUCCCAUGCGCAAAUGUCAUCACACUUGUUCAGAUGGCAUCUUCACUAGCAUUGCUUUAUGUAAUGAAACGCUGGAAGAUAAUUUCUUUCACAGCUGAACCCCAAAGCAAUACUGAUAAUCCAGGAACUCUAGUACCACUGAAGACAUUAGUUCACACUCUUCCUCUUGCAAUAUCAUAUUUGUUCUACAUGUUGGUCACCAUGGAAUCAGUUCGGGCUAUUAACGUUCCGAUGUAUUCCACCCUCAGACGAACUACAGUGGCAUUCACAAUGAUUGUGGAGUACUUGUUAACUGGGAGUAAACAUUCAUAUCCAGUUGUUGGCAGUGUGGGGAUGAUAUUACUUGGCGCCUUUUUUGCCGGGGCUCGUGAUUUGUCUUUCGAUGCCUAUGGAUAUUCUGUUGUCUUUGUAGCAAACAUUUGCACAGCAAUAUACCUUGCUUCAAUUGCCCGUAUUGGCAAAUCCAGUGGUCUGAAUACCUUUGGCCUUAUGUGGUCCAAUGGAAUAAUAUGCUUACCAAUCUUGCUUUUGUGGACAUUCAUCAGUGGUGACCUAAGACUGAUGAUAAGCUUUCCUCAUUUGUUCUCCCUUGGAUUUCAGGCCGUGAUGCUUCUUUCCUGUAUUAUGGCUUUCAUGAUAAAUUACUGUGUAUUUUGGAAUACCACACUCAAUUCAGCACUCACACAGAAUAUUUGUGGUAAUUUGAAGGAUCUUUUGACAAUUGGGCUUGGCUGGUUACUGUUUGGUGGGCUUCCCUUUGAUUUGGUAAAGUCCAAGCCGCUAAAUGUUGUUGGCCAAUCUCUUGGAUUCUUUGGUUCCUGUUUGUAUGCUUACUGUAAACUUCGAGGUCAUCUACCUCUGAAUCCUUCCGAUGAUAACGACGAUAAUUCUAGUGAUGCUGCUAAUUUAGGAGAUUAA